Molecule: messenger RNA, 2830 nt
Organism: Scheffersomyces stipitis CBS 6054
Lineage: Eukaryota; Fungi; Ascomycota; Pichiomycetes; Serinales; Debaryomycetaceae
Exons: 4
Coding region: 48-2549 (833 amino acids)
Molecular function (GO): protein binding
Source: RefSeq, a predicted model, not a curated record
AAAUACACCAAGUAAAGUGUCGAGGAAAGUAGUACCAGUCCUUCAAGAUGAUGGAAAUACUAAUUACUUUAGUGCCUUCCAUCUGCUGGAUCUUGUACCGAUGUUUCCAGAUCCUCAAGACUCCGGUAGAGGAAAUAAUCGAGGAUUUGAAUAUAGAAAUUCCUCACUCCCCCAAUCUUUGUAUCGACGCCAUUAGUGAGACCCUGAUAGUCAUCCAUUGGGAUAUCGAGAUCAAGUACGACGAGAACAUCUACUAUGUUUUGGUUAUCAACGGCAAGGAAGCAGCUACUAUCACUUCCACCUCUUGUAGAUUGAAUAACCUUUCACCAAAGCAGAUGUACCAACUCCAGAUUGUAGCCAUUAAUUCGUUGACCAACUUCAGAUCGCAGUCCAAGUCUGUUUUUGUUCAUACGAUUAACAAGAAGGACUCCAACGAUAUCACUAUUUCAAAUACCGAAAAGCUUUUGGCUGAAGAAACUCACAAGGAUGGUGAUGAAAAAAGACAUUUAGUAGACAUAGACAAUCUCAGUGUUGUAGAUAUUCACAAAAUCACAGAUCCGGACAUUCUCAACGACUACUUGCUUUGUUUCCAGAAGGAAUUGAUUAAAGUCAACCAGGAGUUCAAAAGCUACCUGGCAAAUAUCGUCAAGGAAAGCGAGGAGCUCAACAAAGAGUACCAGUUCUACAAGCAAGAGUACGAUGAGGAAACUGACACUAAACUUAAAAAGGACAGCGAUGUAAAAUCACUAGAAAAGUCUAAGGACAAACUAACGUUUAAAAAAUCGAAACUAGCUAACCAGCUAAAUGCAAUUAAAAGUUCUAUGGAAAUGUUUGACAGCAAAAUACUUAAUCUUACUAAUAAGAUCAAAAAGUUGGAAGAGAGAAACUCACUACUUCUUAAUAACGAAGAUUUGGAAAAACAAAAAAUUUACAAGGAAAUUAACGACAUCAACAGCGAGAUUGAUAACAUCAAAAAGGACAAUGAUAAUGUUGAAGAGUCGCUAAAGACGACUCAAGCUGAGAAGAAGGAACUUUCAGCCAUACUUCAACAUCUUAAACCUCUCAUUGACGCUUUCAAUACUCCACCUAUGCCACCUAAUGGCACAGCCGUAACGGCUCACGUCAAAGACAACGACAACAUCACAUCUCAUAACACGCCUUCUUCAUCUGUAUCGCCUUCACCUGUUCCACAAGCAACUUCCUCCAUUUUCAUGAAAGAUGGCUCUAUCAAUAAGAACAUCUAUGAUAUUUUAUACAAGAUAUUCGAGAUUGUUCCCUCGUGGCAGGACGACAUAUUGAAAGAAAUGAAUACAUACCAGGAGUUUGAGAACAGCUGGAAGGAAGCAUUUCAAACCGAAAUCAAGAGAUACGUCACGUUGCAUCAGACUUUACAAAUCGCGAAACAGAAUCUUGACGAGAACUAUCAGCCAGUCAAAUUGUCGGAGUACCAAGCUUCGAUAGAAUUUGGUGGCUUUGGAAAUGCUUUGGCGAAACAAAAAUUCUCAGGGAAGAGAAACUUCUCUCCUUCUAUAGAUGACAAUAUUGACGGCAAAAAUAGCACCCAAGCAAAUGUCAACUUCCAUAACCAUUAUGGGCAAGUUUAUUCACACGAAGCAGAAAAUCAAUCUGGUGACCACUUCCAUAAUAUUGACACCGUCAGUGCACAGCUUGAGCCUACUUUAGAUCAGCAGUUGUAUAGUGGAGUUCAAUCUCCAAUUAGCUCUACCCAACUUUUGCAUACAAACGAUUUUGAUCAGCAAAUGAUGACUUCGCCUACCUUGAUCAACUCGUUGAUGGAACAGCAACAGACUCAGCAGUCUCAGAUCAUCAAUAGCGCCAACACUAUGCAAGGUUUCCCUUACGAUGAUUCGGCUUAUCAACAAGGAAUCACUUCUCCUAUUCAGGAGAAUACUCAGCCUUUGAUGAACUACGACAGCAACUUCAACUCGUUAUUGUACAACUACAACUCUCCAGUAAUGAGCCAUGCCGCAUUAGGAACUACGCCAGUAUCUUCUGGAAUCAUUGGAGCUUCUACUGUGAGCAGUUUGAAUGCGGUUAAUUCCAACGAUAUCACCAAUGUCGACAAUAAUCAAGGGUUUUUGAUGACUCCUAGUUCCAGCAGUAAGUUAUGGAUGGACGUGAAUGAUUCUUUCAUUGGCGGCAACAAUAACAACGACAUUGCAGGAAAUUCAGCUAUUGGCAUGGGUCAUAACAGAAGUGUUUCCAACAACAGCCAGAUCUGGAGGAACGACAAUAGUGCCACUACACACAACUUCAACUUGGGAGGAGUGGGAGGAGACUUUCUGCCGUUUGGAACCAGCAUCCAUUUCCCUACAAAUCUCUCUAAUCCACCAGGCUCAGCACUCAGUCCCGGAGCUACGAAUGCUACCAAUGCUCUCUACAACGGUUUAGGUACAAAUGCCUACAAUUUUGGCCAGCCUUUACAGAGCUCUGUACAGCAGGGAGGGGAUGAGUUCUCGUACGACUUCGCCAACAACAGCCAAACUCAGUUUCCAGACGAAAGAAAGGAGUACAGCGAAGCCAUUUGAACACAAGGUACAUUUGUGGGGCCGACAGUCUAUGUAUACAGUGGGUCUAAGCGAGCUGGUACUGUAGAGUGAGAGAGGAACAGUGAGAAAGAGAAAAUCUCGGGUAUCGAAGGCUUCUGAAAAUUCAGUGCGCAAUAAAGACAGAACCACAGUGAAUUGAACUCAGGCGUACACUUAAUAAGCCAUGAGUGUGGAGCGAAGUCAGUGAAGAGUCGACGGAGAGGAAGGUGGGUGUUGAUAGUUUUUAAGUGUAUAUACAUAUUUAUUAAAAGUAAAUGCCC